UGGAAACGAGAAGGAGAGGAUAAAUUCUUCUCCGGCAGUAUAAAUUCUCUUCGAAUUCCUCUUCUUGCUUCAACCCCAAGGAGCUGGGGUUCGUCUCCCGCCACCGAUUAAAUCCCCAAUUCUUUUCGCUCCCACCGUUCUUCGGGAAUCUCCACCCCCACCCGAAUCUUGCAGUUCAUCGUUUACCGCCGAUUUGUUCUUCUGCUUUUGUGGGCGAGUAGCUUAUUGUGCAGUGUUGAGCACAAACGCGAAGUUAUUUUUUCCCUCCCAAUUCCGCCGCCUUCGUCACUAUCUCGUGGAAGAUUCCGGGUCAAAUUUGGACUUUUCGGGUGUGGGUUGCGUGCGAGCGGUGGUGAUUUCUUGGAAGGCAAGCAUCGGGGAGAAAGAUUGGGUUUUGGGUUGGAAGCGGCGGAGGAGGAGGUGGAGUGAUGGAGGUCGGGUUGGGGAUGGGGCUGGGCGAGCCGCCGGCGGACUACGGAUCGAUCGCGGCGGUGGGGCUGUUCGUGGCGCUCAUCUGCGUCUGCAUCGUCGUCGGCCACCUCCUCGAGGAGAGCCGAUGGAUGAACGAGUCCAUCACCGCGCUCAUCAUCGGGCUGGGCACUGGUGCGGUGAUUUUGAUGGCGUCGAGCUGGAAGCAUUCGCGCAUACUGGUGUUUAGUGAGGAUCUGUUCUUCAUUUACCUGCUCCCGCCAAUCAUAUUCAAUGCAGGGUUCCAAGUUAAGAAGAAACAGUUUUUCCGGAACUUCAUGACUAUUACAUUGUUUGGUGCGGUUGGGACCCUGAUCUCUUUCACUGUAAUUUCCCUCGGUGCUAUAGGACUAAUAUCAAGGCUGAACAUUGGUUCCCUUGAUCUUGGAGACUAUCUUGCACUUGGGGCAAUAUUCUCCGCAACAGACUCUGUAUGCACCUUGCAGGUGUUGAGCCAAGAUGACACACCCUUGUUGUACAGCUUGGUUUUUGGGGAAGGUGUUGUCAAUGAUGCAACAUCAGUUGUGCUUUUCAAUGCAAUCCAGAACUUUGAUCUGGCAAAUUUCAGUAGUGUUAAAUUCUUGCAAUUUAUUGGCAACUUCCUUUAUCUGUUUGCCACAAGCACCUUUCUUGGAGUGGCUGCUGGACUUCUUAGUGCUUUUAUCAUAAAAAAAUUGUACUUUGGCAGGCAUUCCACUGAUCGUGAAGUUUCUAUUAUGAUGCUCAUGGCUUACUUAUCCUACAUGCUGGCUGAAUUGCUUGAUUUGAGCGGUAUUCUCACAGUGUUCUUCUGUGGUAUUGUAAUGUCGCACUAUACCUGGCAUAAUGUAACAGAGAGUUCCAGGGUCACAACCAAGCACGCCUUUGCCACAUUGUCAUUUAUCGCAGAGACUUUUCUGUUUCUCUAUGUUGGUAUGGAUGCAUUGGAUAUAGAGAAGUGGAAGAUUGUUAGCGAAGCAUACAGCCCAAUGAAAUCUAUUGCCUUGAGCUCCACUCUUUUGUUCCUGGUGCUGGUUGCAAGAGCUGCAUUUGUUUUCCCACUAUCAUUUUUGGCAAAUUUGACCAAAAAAUCUGAAGGGGGGAAGAUAUCUAUUAGGCAGCAAGUUAUCAUUUGGUGGGCGGGUCUGAUGAGGGGUGCUGUCUCCAUUGCUUUGGCCUACAAUAAGUUCACAAGGUCAGGCCACACUCAGCUCCCUAGCAAUGCUAUUAUGAUCACCAGUACAAUCACUAUUGUUCUUUUGAGCACAAUGGUGUUUGGGCUGCUGACAAAGCCAUUGAUUAGACUCCUGAUUCCAGCAAGGCACCUCAGCAGGGAAGCGAGUGCGCUUUCAGAUCCACCUAGUCCAAAAUCCUUCCUUGAUCCACUGAUCCUAAACGAGUCUGAGGUUGAUGCUGAGAAUGGUACUGGAAUUGGCAUUCGCCGACCGACGAGCCUCCGUCUGCUCUUGGCGAGCCCGACACGCUCAGUCCACCAUUACUGGCGCAAGUUCGACAACGCCUUCAUGAGGCCAGUGUUUGGGGGCCGAGGAUUCGUCCCAUUCGUCCCUGGCUCACCAACUGAAAGGAGUAUGCCAUUACUCCAGGCAAAUGAUAACUAGAAAACUUCAACAAAGGAUUCUGCCAUUAUCCAGGGAAAUGAGAGCUAGAAAACAUAAACAGCAACUGAUGCAGUUUCUGUAAAUCUGAGGUAGCAUUGUUCUUGGUAGCUGGUACAUGCUUAUGUAUUAUAUGUAGGUUAUUUACCUGAUCUGUACAUAACAUGGCUGUGUAUGUAGCCUUUGUAAUUUGGCAAGAAUGGUGCUGAAAAUUUUGCCACGAUUCACACAAUAUUCCAUUCACUCCCAAAUUAAACGGAUCCAACUAAAAAU
Molecule: messenger RNA, 2336 nt
Organism: Oryza brachyantha (malo sina)
Lineage: Eukaryota; Viridiplantae; Streptophyta; Magnoliopsida; Poales; Poaceae
Product: sodium/hydrogen exchanger 2-like
Exons: 13
Coding region: 429-2066 (545 amino acids)
Biological process (GO): proton transmembrane transport; sodium ion transport; regulation of pH
Cellular component (GO): membrane
Molecular function (GO): sodium:proton antiporter activity
Source: RefSeq, a predicted model, not a curated record